Cinara cedri is the source of this 7090-nucleotide messenger RNA. The record is from the annotation of a GenBank genome assembly. Lineage: Eukaryota; Metazoa; Arthropoda; Insecta; Hemiptera; Aphididae.
AAAAGUCAUAAAUAAUAAAUAUUGAAUACUAUUAAUUAGUUUAUCACCCACAGCGUGAACUGUUGCAAAGCUUCCAAUAACUUUCCUUGAGCAAUACAUCAAAAUAAAAUAAUUAUAUUUGUUCAAAUGGCGUGGAAACGCACUCGUGUAUAAUGUGCUGUUCACAAUAGGUAGUCCACAAUUUAUGUGUUUAAUACGGAAUAUAUAAAUCGAAAUUGCGUGAAAACAUCAUCAGUUAUAUCAAGUGUAUCGUACUAUACAAAUAACAACGGCUAACAACUAUUAUUUACAAGAGUACAAGAUUACUUUUUGCAAGAUCUACUACGAAAAUAGAUCUAAGUCAUUUGACAUUUGUUCAAUCGCUAUAAGCCUAUUCAAAUAUUUAACGACGAGCGCGUAGAAAGCAUUACCUACAGUAAUGUAUUUGAAUUGUAUUAUUUUUUACUCAUACUAUGUUAUUUUAUAAUUGCUUUAAAGUUUAUCAAACGGAGCAGUUUCACCAUCGGGACAGCCACCACCAGUAUCAAAUUGAAGAAAUAACUCGUGUAUUACGAUUUUAGUGAAUUAAUGAACAAUUAGUAAACAAACGAAAUGAAACGGCGAAAAUACAAUCAAACAAUAAUAAUCAAUUUAAUAAAAGUAAAAUAAAAUAGAAUUCUCGGCCAACUUCUUUUCCUACUACUAAAUAAUAUUUUUGUGUCCAAAUAUAUCCGUAGGACUGUGAUUAAUAACUUCAAAACCUUUUCAAAAUCGAUUACUAUUAAUAAGAUGUUAUGUGUUUAUUUCGCUUAUAUUGGAAAUUGUAUUUUUCACUGUUUCGUAUAGUAUUGUAAUAAUAUGUCAUAGCGGUUUUUUUUUUUUUAAUCUACUUUUAUUCUUGAUUCUCAUGGUUAUUUGGUGCCAUACAUACAAAAAAUCCAAAUAUUUUGAGUGUUAAACAACUCAUAAAAUUGUGUUAAAAUCUCCUGAAAAAUAUAAUUUGAUUUGCUGUAAAAGUGUAUCGUACUGUAAUGAUAUGCUCACACAACAUUGUCAAUCAAUGUAUAUUUUAAUCGAGUUUUCACUACCGUCCAACGAUUUCAAGAGGACAGUUAUAUAGUUUAUUUUGUUUUAACCACAAAGUACGGUCUAUAAUGAACCUCCUGUUAAAUUUUAAAAUACGGUAAUUAGAUGUAGGUGAUUAUAUAGGUACAAUAUGUUAGCACAAAUAAAUAUUUGAAAGGCAGAGUUAGUUUAAGAUAGCAAAUUAAUAAUUAAAAUUAUACAUAUAAUAUAGUUAACUAGUGCAGUAAAACUUCCGUUUACGAUCAACUCUAAAAAACUGUUACCUCUGAAUAACGGUGUAUUAUAUAUCGCCUUCCCAUGUUGAAACUGUUUAGAUGUUAAGAAUUCUAACAGUGACAUACAGUACCUAAAUUAAUAGAGAUCUUGGUAUUAUCAUUAUCUAGGUUUUAGUGCUCACUUAGAUACGGUGCUGAACAGAGCACUCAAAGUUCUGAGAUUCAUCAUACGCAAAGCUAAAUUAUUUAAGUCUGUUAGUUGCCUUUGUACUUUAUAUUAUGCCCUUGUUUGUACUCUACUUUAAUAUGGUUACGUGGUUUGGCAACUGCAUUUAGUCAAAGACUAGUAAAAAACGUUUCAAACACGUCCAAAAUAAAUGUUUAAAUUUGAUUACCUUCAAAAUAAAUAUUUACCACGAAACUCAUGUUUACUCCAACAUAAGACAAGUUUCAAACAUACCUACACUUGCUUCUCGUCGCAAUAAAGCAGACUUAGAUUUCUUAUAUUCCGUUCUAAAUGGUUCUCUGGACGUUCCUGAACUCCUUGCCGCUAUUUCGUUUAGAAUUUCUUCUCAUUCUUCCAGAAACUAAUGCCCAUUUUAUGUUCCAAUUCACAAGACUUUUUAUGGGCACGACCAUACUCUGCAUCACAUACUCAGAGCUGCAAAUAACAAUCAGUCUUUAGGACACUAUUUUAUUUUUAUUUAAAUACAUUAAAACUUCCAUACAACGGUCACUGAAAGGAUGUUAAAUAAUGACCGCUAUUUAGAGGUGACCGUUCUUUAGAGGUUUCCUAUAGAGGCAUAACACUUGUGACGGAACCAAAAAAAAUGAUCGUUACACAGAGGUGACCAUUAACGGAAGUUUUACUGUACUAGUUAACUAUAUUAUACGUAUAUUUUUUAAUUAUUAAUUUUCUAUCCUAAACUAAUUCUGUCUUUUACUUAAGUUGAUUUGUCUGUGCAUAUAGGUAGCAGUAGCAUAUAUAGGGGAGGGUUUUGGAGGUUCAAAGCCCCCUCCGAAAUUUAUGGUUGGUACGGCACACGUAUGUAUUUAUAAAUCUUUUUGAUCGAUGUAUUAACUAAAAUCCAAAAGCUUUUUUUAUAACCCCCACCUUCAAAUUAAUUUCUAUUUACGCCACUAUUUGGUAGUAUAAUAUUAUAAUCUAAGUGUAUUUGACAAUGUGUGAAUUUAUUAUACAGCCAUAUAGGUGUAUUAAAUUCACUAAAAAUGUUCAUGACGUGCACAUGGACUUUAUGGACAGUACAAAAAUUGCAUAUAGAAAUAAUAAUCUAAUGAUCUAUUAUUUUUGUAACAAACAUUUCAAGUGAUUUUAUGAUGCAGAAUUUAUUAAAUUUUUUUAAUAUACAAUAACUUUAUAUAUUGUAAUUUGGCGUUUACUGCUGGUCUCUUCAGAUUUCGUGGGGGGAGGGCAGUUUAAGUAUUGCGUUGUCUUAUUUCAGCCUACAAGGCUUUUUGGAAGUUUGGGACUAAGCAUGGAAAUUAUUUUAAACAAUUAAUUAAUACAAAUUACCAUGUAAGUAUUUCAUAUAAAAACUUAAAAAGUGUAAUUUGACUAAAAAUAAACGCAGAGUUUAGAAUAUAAAAAUUGUAUAAUUCGAGACGAAAUCCGAAAAAAAAGAACUUAAAACGGCGUUAUGUUUAGAUAAAAAUAAAUGCACGGUCGAGUAGGAGGACAAAUAUUUACAUAAUAUAAAUAUUACUUAAGUAUUUUAAAAUUAAUUUUUGUUUGUGAACUUAACUCACAUAAUUUACUUUAAACCAAGUUAUUAUUUUCUCCAAAUAACUUCUAUCCAACUUAACUAUAAAUUGUAAAUUUUAAAAUGUACUUUUUAUUUAUCAUAAUUAACUUAAAUUUAAUAAUUCGACAAUUUGAACGACUAGAACAAUUAGCUCUGUUGCCUAGCUUCGAUAAUAAUCGUUAUGUACAGUUGGCCGGUAACAAAUCGGUCGACCGGAGCAGCUGCCACGCGGUCUAGCGGACCAAAGCUCAUCUAUUCGCGGUUGCCUGGUGACGGACACACAAAAACAACGGUGUCGCGAUUCUGAGACAACAGCUGCAGCUGGGAGCCCGUUUCGAUAGUCGUCCAUGAGAAAAGCUCAUGGAAAAUCCGAUCCGUUUGCGCAAGGAACUUAAUCAAAUUACGUCGAGUUGAGUGAUUAUAAUAUAAGGUACCUAUUAUUCAGGCACCUACGCGGACGACUGUACCCGUUUGUAGUUGUCCGUAAGACUGUCCGCCGCAGUGUAGUGGUGCUGAUGUUGGUGGUGGUCUCCGGUCCAUAUUAAUCAUGGGUUCCGCCGAUUUUUCGAGCCUCGAAAACGAACUGAUCGACAACGUGGAAAAAGACGUACGGUAUUGGCAACAGAACGAUGCCAAGCUCAGGGCCGUGAAGAGCGUGUCCACGUACCAAGAGUUUAGGUAAGCAGCUGCAUACGAUUCUGUCGGUCGGUUUUUACCUAUACAAUCAUUUACCCGCCCGGGUUUACAGCGAUAUCGUCAAGGCGGCACACCUGCGCCCGUUGACCAAGAAAGAAAUCGAGGCGAAGGGCCAAGGACCGUCCGCAUCGACGUGGAACAACAUAACUCGCGGCACGGUGCAAGACACGUGCGGCGGUAAACAGAGUGCGGCAGAUUUUGUGAGUAUGCAAACGUAAUCGUUAUAUGUAAACCGAUAUUGUUGUAAACACAAUAACGCAGGGUAAGUUUUUGAGACGUGGCAAAAAGUAUUGAGACUUGACGAGAGAUUCGUGUCAGUAGAGCUUUUAGCGGUGAGAAGUACCUAACCGACUAGGCGGGGACGAAUAUUAAAAACGAUUAUUGGUAAACAGAAUAUUUGACGUGAAACCUACCUACCUACUAAAACAUCAAAUGCAGAAACUUAUGGAAAAAAGUUCGAUAUUUAGAGACAUAUCUAAUAUAACCGAGCGUUUUAAUAACACGAAAAUCGUCAUGUUGUUUUGUAAAAUGCAUCAGACAUGUGUACAGUUUGAAUGAAAUAAUAUUACAUAUUCGUCUAAUUUCAUGUUUAAAAUAUGAGUACUAACAUUUUUAAUAUUUUUUCACCAUUCCAAAACAAUAAACUGUUGUUAAAAUUAAUGUUGAAUCCACCCAAUCUCCUUUAUUUAUAUACCAAACUAAUCAAUAAUUAUCUCUAAUAGUGAAUAAAUAUAUUCAAUAGUAGAUAUUAAAUAGCAAUUUAAAUUUUAAAUUUUCAAAAAAUAAAACUUUAUCUUAUAAUUAGUUAAUUAUUUAACUUGACUAUUUACAUAGUUUGGUUUUCAUUGUAUAAACUUAAAAUUUCAUCAAACUAGACAACAUUUACUACCAGAAACUAUCCAUGAAGUUGAUGAUCAGAGUAAGAUUACAGGUACAAAAAAAUAAAGCAUCAAGUCUAAUAGUCCUACUUAUACAUUCCUCGCUAUGCUUAGAAAUUAAAAUUAUGUGUGUCAUAAUAUGUAACAAUAAUUUCCAUUUAAACUUCUAAUCAUCCAUUAUAAUGAAUUGAAUUAAUUUUCUUUAGGAUUUUUUAAAUUUUAAUUAACAUAAAUAUUGUUAAAUUGUUUUCAUUAAUCAUACCUAUUUGCUUUUGGCAACAGGUUGCAGCCGAUGUGGAUAGCGUUAAGGACCAUAACAUACCAGGUCCAUGCUCACCAAAAGUGCAAGAGUUCAUCAACAGUUUCCGCCGUCUGGUCAAUGCUAAACACAGGUACAAGUAUUUGAGCCUGCACGGAGCCGAACACGUACCCAGUACUUUUCAAAAUGAAGAGAUACCUCCAUCCGUACUUGUUGAACUUCUGGAAACUCUGCUCAUAUUCCCGUCAAACAGUGUCUCUGAUAUUGUUUCUGUUACCAGGCUUUUGGACGUAAUUACCAGCACGAAAAGGUUGGUUUCAAGGUUUCAAAUGUAUAAACAAAACACAACCAAGUUCAUAAUAUUUUUUGUUUGAAUUGGGUUCGAUGAAUUAAAAUUGUAGUUGUCAAUUUUUUGUUUCAAUAUUUUAACACUGGAAAUAUAGGCAAAUAGUUUUUAAUUAUAACAUAUACUUACUUAAAUAAUAAUAAAUACUUCGAGUUUGUUAGCUCAUUAAUAGUAAGCUUGAAAGUUAAUAUUAUUUUUUUUACUGAAAAAAAAAAAAAAUAAAAAAAUUAGCGGGUCUAUAAAAAGAAUUAAUAUUUUUUUUAAAAUUAACAUCAGUCAAUAGUAUUAUUAUAAUCUUUAAUAUUUUAAUUUAAUAAAACCAUAGUAAAGUCUUAAGAUAAAAUUAAUUUAAAUAUGUAUUACCGUUUAUAGGUUCGAAUUGGCCAUCGAAUUUCUCAGUUCAACCGAAUUGGACACAUUGUGCAACUUGUUUGAUAAACUGGAAGAGAGUCUCAAGUCGGGUCAACAAGAUUUGGCUGAACAGGGGGUGACCGAAUGGAGUUUAAGUACUCUGAGAAGAAAAUAUAAUGUCUAAAAGUGAAUAAUGUCUUUGAGUUUUGACCAUUCAAUUUUAAUAGAUAAAACAUUUGCCACCUACAUCCCAUCCUUAUCUACAUAUCACACGUUUGUUCCACGUUGUUAAGUAUAUUAUAAUAUAAUAGUGAGUGUUAAAUAAUGGCUGCUGUGUUCCAAUAUUCAAAAUAUUUGUAUUAUGACGGACUACUCAAUUUUCCACAGUGCACCCAAGGUGUGGCAAUUUUUUUCUAUUUAUUUUAUAAUAUUGUGUUUUUAUUAUAAAAGACUGAAUUAUUCUCCCAAUAUUAUAAUAUUAUUGGAUCUUUGUAUUGUUUUUGCUUUAUACGUUGACACAAAUUAUGUGUAAUUUUUUUUUUAAGUGUUCAUUAUUACAAAAAUACAUUAAUAUUUAAAAUCAAUACUCACUGCAAUGACUACUGUGUUAUAUUUAUUAGAAGUUUAUCUUUUCCUAUAAUUUUAUAAUGUUUUCACAUGCUAUCUUAGUCAACAUUAAAUUUACCACAGUGUCAUAAAAUUCAUUUUACGAUUAGAUCAUAAUUUUAUUCUAAACACAUUCACGUUAUUUAGAUUAUAAAGGAUAAUAUUAGUUAAUGUCACGCAUGUGAUUUUCCAAAGGUUUGGAAUAUUUAAGGAAACAGUAAAAGUAUAUUUUAAUCUAUGAAGUUUUAAUCAUUAUUAUCACUUAGUUAAAAAUUCAGAUGUUGAAGUCAACUUAAAACUAACACUGUUAAGCUGUUUUUAAAAUAAAUUAUGUUUUAAUACUUAGAUCACUAAAACAUAGACUAGUUUCACUAUUAAUAUAAUAUGUUGUUGAUAGAUACAAAAUGUUUUACAAUAAUUCCACUGUGACAUACUAUUGUUAAACUGAAAUUAAUUAAAUUAAUGUUCAUCAAUGUUUAAUUGCAAAAUUUUUAGUAACUCAAUAAUUUCUAUAUAAUUAGAUCUGAGUAAAAUAACUUUGUAAAGAAUAUUAUUUAUGGAUAAAUUAAGAAAUUAAGUCGAGAAAUGGUAAAUGCUAUCCAAUAAAAAUAAUGGCUACAAUGUUAUUUAUAAAGCCAUAUAAUAAAAAAAAUAUAUAUAUAUAUAUAUAAUGUUUUAAAUUAUUAUUAUAAAACAUAACAAAUGAGCAUAAAUAAAGCAAUCAAACUUUUAUGUACAUUAAAAAUGGUGUUAUGGGAAAUUUACUGAGAUCAUUUCAAUUUUAUAGAUAUACAAAUGACAAAUAUGUCAAUUUGUAUCUGAGUUAUAUGGAGAUGCUGUACUAGCACUGCCGCUUGAUGAACUGUCUGCUGGUUUUUGGUCCAAUUCUUUUUGUUUUUCUUCUAAAAUGC